Messenger RNA from Mauremys reevesii (Reeves's turtle), 862 nucleotides. RefSeq names its product ras-like GTP-binding protein rhoA. Gene Ontology annotation, molecular function: GTP binding; GTPase activity. The record is from RefSeq and is a predicted model, not a curated record. Bases 43 to 657 code for a protein of 204 amino acids. Gene Ontology annotation, biological process: small GTPase-mediated signal transduction. NCBI's taxonomy places the organism in Eukaryota, Metazoa, Chordata, Testudines, Geoemydidae. The transcript has 2 exons.
GCUGGAGGGGUUCAUUCUGCAUCACAUCCUAUUUUUCAGAAGAUGGCUGCUGCUUGGAAAAAGCUAACUGUUGUGGGAGAUGUUGCCUGUGGCAAGACAUGCCUCUUGCUUGCCUUCUGCAAGGAACAGUUUCCCAAAUGCUAUGAGCCAACAGUGUUUGAAACCUACAUCAACGACACUGAGGUUGAUGGGAAGUCAAUGAAGCUGAUGCACUUCGAUGUAGCAGGGCAGCGCCAAGGUAAUUAUCAGCACUUCCGUUCGUUGUUCUAUCAAGGCACAAGUGUCAUCUUAAUGUGCUUCUCAGUGGACAGGCCAAAUGCCCUGCAGAACAUCCUUGACAUUUGGAUUCCAGAAGUCAAGCAGUUCUGCCCCACAGCUCCCAUUGUUCUAGUGGCUACCAAGAAAGAACUGAGGAAUGAUGAGGGUGUGCUGGAAAGACUUGCUACACUGGAACAAGAGCCAAUAAAGACGGAAGAAGGAAAAGCCUUGGCUGCUAGCAUUGGGGCAUAUGCCUACCUGGAGUGCUCUGCGAAGACGAACGAUGGCAUUGAGAGAGUCUUGCAGAUUAUUGGUCAAGCUGCAAUACAAGAUGGAACAAAGAAGAAAAGAAAGCAUCAUGUGUUCUUCAGAUUGUUCACUUGUGGACAGAAGCAAUGAAGUAAAAAAGAAUGCCAGAGAUGCAGCCAACAGUUGAGAGAGAUUUUCAACCAAGGGUGAGAUGGGGACAUCCCAUCAGCAGCAGUGGUGAGUCUCCAGAAGCCGUAUGAGAUGUAGUUGAACUUGGAUGAAUGUAUGCACACCUCCUUUCUUUCAAGCACAGAUAUUAAGAGCAUUGUUGGCUGUCCUGGAAAGGAGAUUUUAA